AUGGAUGAAUUAGAACCUUUAUCAAUUUGUGCAGAGCAUUUAUGUUACCGUUACCCAAAUACAAAAGUUGGUCUCUUUGACAUCAACUUGAAAUUAAAGAGAGGAUCAAGACUUCUUUUAGUGGGACCAAACGGAGCGGGAAAGUCUACCUUGCUUAAAAUUUUGGCUGGCCAACGAUUGAUUAAAGAUGGAAAAGUUCUAUUAAAUGGACGUGACCCUUUUGAUAUGAGAAAUAGAGGCAACCAGAUAGUUACUUACUUGGGGACCGAGUGGGCCAAUAACGAAAUUACACAACGUGAUAUUCCCGUGACAGUUUUGGUAGAGUCCAUUGGUGGAAGUUAUUACAAGGAAAGAAGGGAUAUGUUAAUUAAUCUUUUGGACAUUGAUAUUACUUGGAGGAUGAAUCAGUGCUCCGACGGUGAGAGAAGGAGGGUUCAGUUAUGCAUGGGCUUAUUAAAGCCUUGGGAUUUACUUCUUUUGGAUGAGGUUACCGUUGAUUUAGACGUACUAGUUAGGUACCGUUUGCUAGAGUUUUUAAAGAAGGAAACAGAGACCAGAAAUUGCACUAUUGUGUACGCAACUCAUAUUUUUGAUGGCCUAGGAGAGUGGCCCACGGAAAUUAUUCAUUUGAACUGCGGUAUAAUUGUGAGGCGAUAUAAUCCGGAAAACAUAAACUUUUUAAAUAAAUCCGAGAAACCGGUUGAUGAGGAGGAGAUUGAUGCUGAUGAAGUGGAGGAGCGUAAUCAAAUAAAAAUGAAAGUGGAUAUAGAAAAAAUAAGGAGUUUCUAUCCGUUAGCAUUACACUGGUUAAAAGAAGACCUUAAGGUGAGGGGUGAGAGAACUGAAGAUAAAUCAAAGCCAAACUUCGACAAUUUAACUAAAAAGCUGAUUUCGUUCUAUUAUGACGACAAAGAUCGCCUGGACAAAUAUUUCAGAGAGACGCAACAAUAA
Brettanomyces bruxellensis is the source of this 951-nucleotide messenger RNA. RefSeq lists its product as uncharacterized. The record is from RefSeq and is a predicted model, not a curated record. The transcript has a single exon. NCBI's taxonomy places the organism in Eukaryota, Fungi, Ascomycota, Pichiomycetes, Pichiales, Pichiaceae. Gene Ontology annotation, molecular function: ATP hydrolysis activity; ATP binding. Bases 1 to 951 code for a protein of 316 amino acids.